GGAUUAUUUGGAAAAGCCACAAGUUGCUAGUGUACACUACAGUUCAACACGCCUCCUUACAGCUGGAUGUAUCUUCGUCUCCAGGAAAUUACUCGAAACAUCAGCUGUGAAAAUGGCUUUAACGUUAUCCAGUUAAUCAUUCACGAUUUUCAGACGUGUCGUUUGGAAAAGUCGCAUGGUAUUCGCAUCAGAAUGAGAUUUUUGUGAGUGAGACUGAUCGCUGGUGAGCUCUAGGCCCUUCAGUGAUGCCUCGGACCGUCGUGAGAUCCUGAGCCGACCAGAGCUCCGCUUCACACAGCUGGAGGCUCGACAUAGUCCAGGAAGAGAGAGACCUGGUCACUGAGUUUAUGAACAGUCUGGAGAGAGACAGGAAAUCAUGCUUCCACCAUCAAGAAGGGAAUUUGUAUCUCUGACUCUCAGUGAAAGCGGUAGCUACACCAACAGCAAGCAGUGGCGCCGACAGUCCUGCUGGAGGAAAUGGAAACAGUUGUCCAGAUUGCAGCGCAGCCUGAUUCUGCUUACAUUGAUGCUGUUGUUGGUUUGUGGAAUCGUUACUUCUCCCACUCUCAUAGGACACUGGAGAGGUGGUGCAUUUGGGGGGAACAGGGAUGAUGGGAAACAGUCAUUUGUUGUUGACCUGAAAAAUGAGUACAGGUCCAUUCUUCCUGAGCCGCCCUCUGAGAGAAAGGACUACCGUAGACGUGGACCUCCUGUCUUGCAGAACCGUUUGCAAUCCAAAACGAAUGUGUCUGGUCUGUGGAGAGAAGAAAAUCAUGGACUGGACCUAAAGAAUGCAGAUAAAGGAUCUGAGGGAGGAAAGCCAAUCAUUAGUUGGCGUGGAGCUGUGAUAGUAGAAGAACAGGCCUCUGAUACUGACACCAAAGACACAGAAAACCGAGACGACCCAGCUUCAUUAGCACUUGCUGAGAGCAGACUAGAGGCUGUGAGAGAAGCUUUUAGACAUGCCUGGAAGGGCUACAAGGACUAUGCUUGGGGUCACGAUGAGCUCAAACCCAUCUCUAAAUCAUAUGGAGAGUGGUUUGGACUUGGGCUGACCCUAAUUGAUGCUCUGGAUACCAUGUGGAUCCUGGGUCUCAAAGAGGAGUUUGCAGAGGCCAGGGAGUGGGUGGCCAAAGAGCUCUCCUUUGAUAAAAACGUGGAUGUUAAUCUUUUUGAGAGCACCAUUCGUAUCCUGGGGGGCCUUCUGAGUACUUAUCAUCUGACCAGAGACUCCAUGUUCCUGGAUAAAGCUAAAGAUAUUGGCUCCAGACUGAUGCCCGCCUUCAACACUGCCUCUAAAAUCCCCUAUUCUGAUGUGAAUAUUGGGAAGGGAACGGCUCAUCCUCCGCGAUGGACUUCAGACAGCACCGUAGCUGAGGUCACUAGCAUUCAGCUGGAGUUCAGAGAGCUCAGCCGACUCACUGGAGACCCCAAAUACAAGUUGGCUGUGAUGGAGGUGAUGAAGCAGGUGCAUAAACUGGACGGAAAGCAAGAUGGGCUGGUGCCGAUGUUUAUAAAUACCAACAACGGGCUGUUCAGCCAUCAGGGCAUUUACACGCUGGGUGCCAGGGCUGACAGCUACUAUGAGUAUCUGCUGAAGCAGUGGAUACAGGGAGGCAAGACAGAGAACGAAUUGCUGGAUGACUACCUGCAGGCCGUGGAAGGGGUGAAGAAGAACCUGGUGAAGAAGUCUACUCCUCUAGACCUUACAUUUGUAGGAGAGUUGUCCCAUGGACACUUCAGUCCCAAAAUGGACCAUUUGGUAUGUUUUUUGCCUGGCACACUGGCACUGGGGGCACAUUACGGCCUUCCUGCUGAUCAUAUGGAGCUGGCAAAACAGUUGAUUGAGACCUGCUACCAGAUGUAUGCCCAGAUGGAGACGGGUCUGAGCCCGGAGAUAGUUCAUUUCAACAUGCAUGAGGGCAGCACAAAGGAUGUAGAUGUAAAGAUUGCUGACCGGCACAACCUUCUGCGGCCAGAGACCGUGGAAAGCCUCUUCUACUUGUACAGAUUUACCAAGGAUAAGAAGUACCAGCAGUGGGGCUGGGAGAUCCUACAGAACUUCAAUAAGUACACAAGGGUUCCCACUGGAGGUUAUACGUCCAUAAACAACGUCUGUGACCCGGCCUAUCCCAGCCCUCGAGACAAGAUGGAGAGCUUCUUCCUGGGUGAGACGCUCAAAUACUUCUACCUGCUGUUUUCUGAGGACCCCAACCUUAUCAGCUUAGACAAGUACGUCUUCAACACUGAGGCCCAUCCUCUGCCCAUAUGGCCACAAGCAGAGUGAUGGACCCAUAAGCACACAUGCGUUACCAAAAACACCUCUCUCAGGGCCGUGAACACAUUUGAUAUCCAAACUGCCAUCUUUUUCUACACUAGGAACUCUUUUUGUAAUUGAAAGUCACUAACUGGUGAAAUAAUUACAAGAGCCAUGACAAAAAUCUGUUUGUAGAUGCGUAGUUUCUAAGUGUACCAGUGAUCUGGAUGUUUCUAUUAAUAGAGUUUCUCUAUUUAUGCUUCUAUGCUGCUGUCGAUCAGCUAGGCUGCUGAUUUAGCCCACUGAAACAGUAUGUGCAGUCUCUUUGCCCAAGCACACAGACAAAAAAAAACAUACUGUGAAACCUUAUGGGGACUGCAAGCACUUUAUGGUGUGUUUUUGGGGUUUUAGUGUGAGUGUAUAUUUUCUUUUAAUGAAAGAACCACGGCUGUUUUGUUGUGGGGAUUUAGGGAGUCUUUCACCAUUAUCUAAAGGUCUAUUUAGCUUUGUAAAUUUGUUUUUCUUUGCAUCAUAAUUAUUUACAUGGUUUUAUUUGGUUUCCAGAGCAUUUGGAACAUGUAGUUACACUUUACAAUAAGGUUUCAUUCGUUAACAUUAGUUAAAAGCAUCAACUAACAUGAACUAACAAUGAGCAGUAUAUUUUUGCAGCAUGUAUUAACCUUUAAUGUUAGUUAAUAAAAAUGUACAUUCAUGUUAGUUCACCGUGCAUUAACUAAUAUUAACAGAUACAACUUUUGAUCUUGAAAAUUGAUGUUGAGAUUAACAUUAAGAUUAGUAAAUGCUGUAGAAGUAUUCUACAUCGUUAGUUUUUGUUAAUGUAGUUAACUAAUGUUAACAAAUUGAACCUUAUUGUAAAGUGCUACCAAAAAUGUAGAGUUAUCAGACAACAUUGUAUAAAUUUUAUCUUGUGAUAAAGCACAUGCAAGGGGAAACAUUUGUGUUUUUAUUAAUUAUUUUGAAUAUUUCUCUUUUGUUUUGAGCCUAAAACCCCAACCUUGCUGUAAAGGAUUUUAAUGCCAUCCCUGUGAAUAGGAGAAAUGUAAAUUUUUGUGCUGAGUUUGGUGUUAGUUAGUGGGUUUAUUAUUUUAUAUAUAUUAAAAAUCUCCUUUUGAUGUUAAAUCUCGUUAGCCGGUGGUCAUAUGAACCAUUAUUAUUAUUAUUAUUAGAUUUUUAUUCAGUUUUGUCCCGUUUUGUUGUGGUUGCAGAAGUAUUUAAGUGGAACAUUAAUCAAGCACAGUGUUUUGUUUUUUAAAAAUAAGGGUCUGUAAUAUAUUAUGGCACAUGUAUUUAUCUCACUCUUUCACUGGACCAACAUCAGACUGAGAUUGUGUCAUUAGUAUUUCAUUUGGUCUUGGAACAUAUGUGUAUGUUCUUAAAACUUUAAAGAAUCUUCAAAAUUCCAAAUGUUUUCAUGCAGGAAAAAAAUGGAAUGUUUAAUUAAUCAUUCUUCACAACUGAUUGCAGAUGAGUUUGUGGCCUGAGCUUAAAAUAGAAUAGAAUGUAUAGGAUGUCUUAAUGUUACUGAUAACAAGCAGGGAUACCAACUUUUUGACCAUCAAAGAAUAGACCUGCUGUUUACACAGAUAACAAAUGUAUUAUGUGCAAUGUAUUUGAAAAGCUGGUUGAACAUUACGUCUCACUGUGCAGAAUCUUACAGUAAUAUUAUCCAGAGUUUUGUUUUGGUAGUGUGCAGAAUCUUACAGUAAUAUUAUCCAGAGUUUUGUUUUGGUAGUGUGUAUAUUACAGCCAUUGCAGAUGUUCAUCAAGGGCUGGUUUCUCGAUGUUGUGCCGUGGUGAGGUGUUUGUUCUGUUCCGCGUGUGCCUUUACAUACAGAGCAAUGAUGACAAAUAGACAAUAUUUUCAAUCCUGAGAAUCAAGUUUUUAUGAGAAAUCAAUCUAUUUUAAUCAUUUCAUUCCUUUUGUGAAACUAUGAUUCCUUUUUUUUGUGAAUAAAUACUUUUGUGAUUAUUUAUAAUAUAGUGUGUAAGCGUUAAAUUAACUUGCUAUCUGUAUGCCAUUUCUGGGUAUUUUUUCCCUCAUUGUGUGAGAAAUUGAAGACCGCUAGCUUGUGUAUCUCAGAUUUAAAAUGAAGGGCUUUUCAUGCUUCACUCUUAAUUGUUGUGCAAAUGUCUUAAAUUAUCAUCUGCCUCAUGCAUAUUGACAAAUCAACAUAGUUCUGAAUCAUUCAUACACCAAAGAUGUGCCAUAAAUUACAAAGAAUAUUCUAAAACGGGGGCAAUAAUAAUGUGGUAUAGCUGUAUAUAGGCCUUUGAAUUUACUUUGAAGUACCCCAACUCAAUCUGGCAAUUUGUAAAUUAUGAGUUAGACAUAAGAGUGAGCUUGUACAUAAUGAAAAUGUUGUUUUUUAAUAGACAAAUUCAUAUCUUUUUAAUGUCCAUUUCUGUGGAAAAUAAAUGGAUUUAUUCAAUAUUUUACAAGUUUACAAAUGUUGAAAUAAAUUGUACAUAAAAAUAA
Ctenopharyngodon idella (grass carp) is the source of this 4754-nucleotide messenger RNA. It is a transcript of the gene man1b1b, whose product is annotated as mannosidase, alpha, class 1B, member 1b. The coding region runs from base 377 to 2287 and encodes 636 amino acids. Gene Ontology annotation, molecular function: calcium ion binding; mannosyl-oligosaccharide 1,2-alpha-mannosidase activity. Gene Ontology annotation, biological process: N-glycan processing; carbohydrate metabolic process. The transcript is spliced from 14 exons. The record is from RefSeq and is a predicted model, not a curated record. NCBI's taxonomy places the organism in Eukaryota, Metazoa, Chordata, Actinopteri, Cypriniformes, Xenocyprididae. Gene Ontology annotation, cellular component: membrane; endoplasmic reticulum.